AUGCUGUUCCUGCUACUCCCCUUGCUCGGUGUUCUUUUCCCAGGAGGGGACAGUGAUGUUGGGUUUGAGGAUCCUGUUUCCUUCCAUCUCCUCCAGACAUCAACCUUUAACAACCAUUCCUGGGUACAUCAGGGCUCAGGCUGGUUCGGGGAGCUGCAGACUCACAGCUGGAACAGGAGCUCUGGUACCAUCAUUUUCCUGUAUCCCUGGUCCAGGGGCAACAUCAGUAACAAGGAGUUGAUGGAUCUGGAAAGGCUGGUCCAGUUAUACUUCAAUGAACAUCAGGACUUUUAUAUUUCUCAAUUAAUGUUUAAAGGUCCUUUUGAUCUACAGGUGGCAGCAGACUGUGAACGGCACUCUGGGAAGGGCUUCCUAGGCUUUGUGCAGGUAGCUAUCCAAGGACAUGACUUCAUAAGCUUCCAGAAUGAAACAUGGUCACCAUAUCCCAUGGGGGGAAGAAAGGCCCAGAAAGCCUGCAAUCUAAUCAAUCUGAACCAAGUCUACACAAAUAGGAAACAUUGGCUCCUCAGUUAUGCCUGCCCACGUUUAAUCUCAGAACUUCUAGAUGGAGGGAAAGCUCAUCUCCAGCGACAAGUGAAGCCUGAGGCCUGGCUGUCCAGUGGCCCCAGCCCUGGGCCUGGCCGUCUGCUGCUGGUGUGCCACGUGUCUGGCUUCUACCCAAAGCCCGUGUGGGUGAUGUGGAUGCGAGGUGAGCAGGAGCAGCUGGGCACUCAGAGAGGUGACAUCCUGCCCAAUGCUGAUGGGACGUGGCAUCUCCAAGCAACCCUGGAUGUGGCAGCUGGGGAGGCGGCUGGCCUGGCCUGCAGGGUGAAGCACAGCAGCCUAGGAGGGCAGGACCUGGUCCUCUACUGGGCACCUCAGAGUGCCCUGGGCUGGAUCCUCUUUGCUGUGAUAGUGGCCCUGGCUCUUCUGACAGGUCUUGGAUUUUGGUUUAGGAAACGCUGGUGA
Molecule: messenger RNA, 969 nt
Organism: Urocitellus parryii (Arctic ground squirrel)
Lineage: Eukaryota; Metazoa; Chordata; Mammalia; Rodentia; Sciuridae
Source: RefSeq, a predicted model, not a curated record